Colletotrichum godetiae is the source of this 312-nucleotide messenger RNA. RefSeq lists its product as uncharacterized. The transcript has a single exon. The annotation marks the transcript as partial. The record is from RefSeq and is a predicted model, not a curated record. NCBI's taxonomy places the organism in Eukaryota, Fungi, Ascomycota, Sordariomycetes, Glomerellales, Glomerellaceae.
UGUGGAUGGGGCACAGAGCCCGAAACAACGCCCCGCCAGGCGAUCAAGGAUCGUCUCGAAGGGCUCAAAAAAGUGAACAGCGAGCUCUUCGAGCUAGUCGGAAACCUCUGUUCACGGCCUGAAACCGAAGCUAUCGAAAUACUCCAUCGAUUACGGGCAUCAGGCGAUGUAUUUCAUGUCUUGAACCUCGUCCGGACGGGCGACAUUCUACUGCGAAUGCGAAUAAACGAAGCGAGAGAAGGGAGAAAACAGAUGAACCUGGAAUCAAAAGCCGGCAUUCAUCCGAAAAAGUCUUCUGAUGGCGGUAGCUAG